Messenger RNA from Zootermopsis nevadensis, 2520 nucleotides. RefSeq lists its product as uncharacterized. Gene Ontology annotation, molecular function: protein binding. Gene Ontology annotation, cellular component: extracellular matrix. The record is from RefSeq and is a predicted model, not a curated record. NCBI's taxonomy places the organism in Eukaryota, Metazoa, Arthropoda, Insecta, Blattodea, Termopsidae.
AUUGACUAUCUGAGCGUGCUAUCUGCGUUUCGAGAAGGAUUUUGCCUCGUGGUUUGUCCGUCACCUUAAAAUUAUUAGGUCCGUUUUUAAUUUCGUAACCGUGUGAAAUUUAAGCAGACUCACAGGACUGGUAAUUAGUGUACGUGAGAGUACACAUUCACGAAAUCGAACUGCGAUCUGUGUGCACGUAGCAGACAGGCUGUAACCCUGAGAGAGAUAAUUAAUAACGCCCCCUGUAUGUUGACAAUAAAUAACGCUUAUAAUAGAAGCAUGGUUUAGUUUCUGAUAUCGCAUUGCAACACGUAACAAAUCGAACACAAGAAAUAUCUAAAGAACAAACUCAGUUCUGAAGAUGGAAGCAUUAUUUUCCUCCGAAGAACGUUGGUAUAUAUCUACAGAGUCAAUACAGCGUUACAACUCAGAAGACCGACUUUAGAUUUUACAUGGCGGCUAGGAAGUUCAUAUAAUUCCUGAAUUUUCAAAAUAUGAAGGCGGUGCAUAUCGAAACGAAAUAAGACAGAGAAAUUACACUGUAAGGGACACUGUGAGUAAUCCUUUCUCCUUAUCAAUUUGACGAGGAUGUUAUCGGCUGCAGUUUCCUUCCUGCGAAGCCAAACCAGCAAAAUCCCUCUCACCUCAAACGCGUGUGGUCGUGUGGUCGCUUGCUACAGGUUCUGGGUUGUUCGUGCGUACUUGUGGAAUUAAGUGGACGUAAGCCAGGUUUCAGCUCAACUAGAUUGUAACUCUGCUAGAAAGAGGAACUUCCCUCGUCAGAUACAAUAUGGCGUCGAGUUGGAAGCUUGUGGUUGCCGUGAUUGUCCUCAUACAGACUCGGCCUACGAGGAAUUCAUGUCUCUCGGGAUGUCUGUGUUCGACACAAGUUCUGGACUGCUCAAACACUAAUUUUACAAACAUCCCUUUCAUCGAGACCUUCAGAGGGGAACUCUACACUGUUCUGAACAUGUCCUUCAAUUUCAUUCGUACACUGGAAGAAAAUUCCUUCACGAAACAGUACUUUUCUGUGAUCGAAACGUUAGAUUUGUCAAACUGCGACCUAAGUGAGAUUAAUUCGUUUGCUUUUAGGGGUUUGGGUAAAAUGAUAAAUUUAAAUUUGGCAAAUAAUAGCUUGAAGGGUUUAAAAGACAGGCUGUUUGAACCCUUGGUAAAUCUUAAAGAACUUUAUUUGCAAGGAAACCAGUUAUCAAGGAUUGUACCAGUGACAUUGUCUCCUUUGAGAAAGCUAAUUGUUUUGGAUAUGAAUUACAACAGAUUAUCAGUUAUUGAUAAAGAAACUUUUAACAGUCUACGUGAUCUGAGGGAACUAAGGCUUAAGGGCAAUGCAAUGAGAGACUUUGCACCUGAAACAUUUAGCCCACUGGAAAGCCUUCAGUCUUUGGAAUUGCAGUUAUUCGGGACGUCCAAAGAAAUAUCAUCGCCUCCCAGCAAAACAGGAUUGUCUUCGUGUCUGUGUCAACGAAUAACAGCGCUUGGCUGGUGUCAAGGUCGCAAUGUCACCUGUUUUGUGACGUGCGAUUAUUCUCACGAGAAUAAUUACGAUGGAGAUUAUCGUGUGUGUUCGGGUAUCUUGAACGGCCUCAGUAACACAGAAGCAACCAAGAACAGAUCUCUAUCAGCAUUUGAUCUGUCUUGGGCUUUUGUAAUAAUUAUGGUAGUUAUCCUUAUAUUGAUAAUUACAUUAAUAAUACUGGCUCUUGUCGUACUUGAAAAGAAGAUCCAAACUGGAGAUGCGAACACCUCUGUUAUAAUUGACUGAAUAAUACAGUUGCCAUAUUACUCCUUUAAAAUUUGAAUACAAUUGGACUCUUGAACAUUAAAAAAAACACGAGUUUAUAUACAGAAAUGUUCCACCUCAGAGGUAAAUACUCGUGACUAAUACUUAAUUAUAAAAGUUUUAGUUAUUUUUGCAAUGAACUCCUUGGAAUCGAAUUCCAACCUCUGAUGUGCCAUCAGUGAAAGUUGAAAUGUCAUUCCUAAACCAGACAGCACUUACCGUCUAAGCUUUCGUAAUUAGUUAAUGUAUUUGUUUGAAUCGAUAAGAUAUCUUGAAAUGCAAACGCUGUAAUGAAUCCAGUCACCUAAAAUAAGAGUUGGCUUCGGAAUAAUCCUUUUCUGUUUGUCAAUGUUCCUUUGUUGCUUGUCGGAACGUAUUACACUUCUGUGUCUGUUCAGUGAUAAUUUUCGUUUAAUUCUUCAACACUUCAUUUCCUAAAAUAAGUAAACUAUAUUUCAUUUCAAUUUUUGACAGUUUAUCAAAUUCUUUUCACAACUCUCCGUCCUGGGAAAUAAUUAGAUAUUUUUUUAAGUCCGUUCUGAUUGAUUAAAUCAGGAGUGUAAGGUACAAAAUGUUGGUUUCAGAUUCCAUUUGCCAUAGGACAUAUUACACGUAAGGAAUAUUUAUAACACGUUAAUAACAUUGAAAUAAAGAUUUCCGUGGUCUGUGGUGACGUAUUCUGUACAUAUGUGACAUUAAUCCAAUAAAAUAUUAUUUUAUAUCUGAAA